UAGUCUAUUCGCAAAGCAUGCUGGUCUAUGUAGAAAAAAACUCACUUUUUGCAAACGCACUUUGUGCUUCACGAGAUUGCACUUUUUGCGUUACGACAUUGGACUUUUUGCACAACGACAUGUGACUAUUUGUCACACACGAUUGGAUGUUUAGGCUUGCGUCAUGGCACAUUAUGCAAAUCGCCAACAACAUCUGACUCUUGGCGUCACGACAUGAGACAAUUUGCUUCAAAACACCGCACAUUAUAUCUCAUAAUAUGGCACUUUUCCGCUUAUAACAUCGCACUUUUUGCGUGUAUGACUUAGAAUAUCGCUUUUAACAGGAGGAGGAGGAGGUCAUAUGGUCGCGACCACACGUCCGUCAUUACAGGAUAACCUAUAUAGUAAUAAAUGCGUGGUUGUGUGGACGUGACAAUAGGACAAUAGGACCAUAGGACCAUAGAACCUAAUAAUAUUCUAACAAGCACAACGUCUGUCUCACAAAGACGUGAACAUCUCUUCUUCAACCGCCUGUAUCUCUCAAAAGUUCACCAAGGUGUACAACUUACCUUUUCCACCUUGCGUUCAUUUAUACAAUGCCACUUAAGCAUGAACACCACCAAGAUGGCGGGCUGAUAUUCACGACUGGGGACCGAGUAUUGGAGGAGAAAGGCGUCGUGCUGUUUGGGAUGAGCCCUGGUAACCCAUACUACAAACAGCCUAUUAUUGAACAGUACGUCGAGUUUCUCGGCAAAGAGCCCAGGAAAAUAGUUGUAUUCGUUCCUCAGCAACCCUCAGUACAUACGUACAGAGCCAUGGGAUCUAAGGAUGCUGUGAAACGAGCGAAAAAACACGCCGAUUAUCUACGAGCACACUGCAAGAGAGCCAUUAAAAAGUUGUCUAAACUUCGCGAGCUCCCCGGUGACUUCCAUUUCGUGGACUGGCCGCGCGAGGUUGCCACGCACGUUGUGUACCAAGAGAAGCUGGAAGAGAUGACUCGGUUAUACCACACGCAUGCGCUCUUUCGACAGGACGCAGUAAGGGAGGUGGCGAGGGUGCUAGGCAAGACCCCCCGCGACGAGAUGUCAGACAAGGAGUCAGCGGAUUUUUAUCCCGAUCUUUAUAAUGACGACAGCAUUAGAGAAGCAGUGUUGUAUAUAAUCGAGGAGUUCGCCUACAUAUUAGCCAGCAAGGCUCUGUACGACGCAGACGAAGUAACCUUCAUCUAUCAUCGCUCAUGGCCCAUACUUGAGAAAUUAAUCAAUGGGGAAUAUGACGGCAAGCCAAGACAGGGAUAUGGUUUCUGUAUCAUCUGCUGAGCUUUCAAACAAGACGUGUUGGGAAUAACGAGGAGGCUUCUUUGCGGUGCAGAGUUAUGUCCGUCCCGCGUUUCCUACCCCCCUUUAAAGAGAUUGAGGCAGGAGGGGACAUUGGUAACAAAAGGAGUAAAUAAAGGUGGAACCUCAUUUGCUCAAGAUGACCUCAAGUUUCCUAGAUACGAUUUUUUAAUUGUAUAACUCAAACAUAGAAGAGGGUCACUUUGUUUCCUUUAUCAAUUUCUCUUUUUUUAGUCUGAAUUGAUUCCCAAAAAAUAACAAACAUGGCGGUCCACUAUUUUAAUCGUUUUAAAUGCUUUCUGACCAGUUUGCAGUAUUUCAACAAGUAUUUAUAUCUGUAUAAUUAAGGCAAAUAAAUGAAAAAAAAAACUAAACAAAA
This is a messenger RNA of Nematostella vectensis (starlet sea anemone), 1695 nucleotides long. RefSeq lists its product as uncharacterized. Bases 576 to 1298 code for a protein of 240 amino acids. Lineage: Eukaryota; Metazoa; Cnidaria; Anthozoa; Actiniaria; Edwardsiidae. The transcript has 3 exons. The record is from RefSeq and is a predicted model, not a curated record. Gene Ontology annotation, molecular function: aminoacyltransferase activity.